Coregonus clupeaformis (lake whitefish) is the source of this 2359-nucleotide messenger RNA. Its product is annotated as multidrug and toxin extrusion protein 1-like. The record is from RefSeq and is a predicted model, not a curated record. Gene Ontology annotation, molecular function: xenobiotic transmembrane transporter activity; antiporter activity. Lineage: Eukaryota; Metazoa; Chordata; Actinopteri; Salmoniformes; Salmonidae. The transcript has 17 exons. Gene Ontology annotation, biological process: xenobiotic detoxification by transmembrane export across the plasma membrane. Gene Ontology annotation, cellular component: membrane. Bases 66 to 1799 code for a protein of 577 amino acids.
AGGACGUCCGGUAUCGACAACAGUUCCUGAAGUUUAUCUCCUUGGCGCGCUCUCUCUUCCACAGAAUGGAACAUCCCAAAUCAAAGCCUGUCGCGGUUAACGUAGUGAACGGAAAAGAAGCUAAAAGUGAUGAAGCUUCGGUUACCGACUCCACGGUAGAGUCGCCCGCGUUCUGCGGCGGCUGUCUGACGCGGAUCAGGGGUUGGAUCCCCGUGGAUUAUAAAGAAGAGAUUGGCCAAAUUCUGAAACUAGCGGGACCGGUGGUUAUAUCCCAGCUGAUGUUCUUUCUGAUCAGUUUUGUCAGCACGGUGUUCUGUGGUCACCUGGGGAAGACUGAGCUGGCUGCGGUAGCGCUGGCUAUAGCGGUGAUCAAUGUCACCGGCAUCUCCGUUGGCUCUGGCCUGGCAUCAGCCUGUGACACACUCAUAUCUCAGACGUUUGGCAGUGGUAAUAUGAAUCGUGUUGGGGUGAUUCUCCAGAGGGGGGUUCUGAUUCUGCUCUUGGCCUGCUUCCCUUGCUGGGCUCUCCUCAUCAACACUGAACCCAUCCUAUUGGCUGUUAGACAGAGCCCGGAGGUCGCCAGGCUCUCCCAGCUGUAUGUGAUGAUCUUCAUGCCAGCCCUGCCGGCUGCCUUCAUGUACCAGUUGCAGGGGAGAUAUCUGCAGAAUCAGGGUAUCAUCUGGCCUACAGUGAUAGUAGGAGUGGUGGGGAACAUUCUCAACGCUCUCAUCAACUACAUCUUCCUCUAUGUGCUGGACCUGGGCGUGGCGGGUUCUGCAGCAGCCAACUCCAUCUCCCAGUUCUCCCUGGCUGUCUUUCUCUACUGCUAUAUUGUCUGCCAGGGUCUGCACAAGGCCACCUGGGAAGGAUGGUCAGCUGACUGCCUGCAGGAGUGGGGACAGUUCAUCAAGCUGGCCAUCCCAAGUAUGCUGAUGCUGUGUCUGGAAUGGUGGACCUAUGAGAUCGGAGGCUUCCUGGCAGGUCUUAUCAGUGAGGUGGAGUUGGGGGCUCAGUCUGUUGUAUAUCAGCUAGCUACCAUCACCUACAUGUUCCCCCUUGGUUUCUCAGUAGCAGCUAGUGUGAGGGUGGGCAACGCUCUGGGAGCAGGGAACACAGAACAGGCCAAGCUGUCUGGGAAGGUUGCCUCCAUUUGUACACUCAUCGUCUCCUGUUUUGUCAGCACGUUCAUCCUCGUGACUAAAGACGUGAUCGGGUACAUCUUCACCACAGAACAGGAUAUUGUGACGAGGGUGGCUGACAUCAUGAUCAUCUACGGCUUCUUCCAUCUGGCAGAUGCCACCGUGGCUGUGAUGGGCGGUAUCGUGCGGGGAGCAGGAAAGCAGAUGAUUGGAGCGUUGAGUUACCUGGUGGGGUACUACUUCAUAGGCUUACCCAUUGGAGUCUCGCUCAUGUUCCCUAACAAGAUGGGCAUCAUAGGCUUGUGGACAGGCCUGUUCACCUGUGUGUUAAUCCAGUCCUUAUUCUUGGUAGUUCUGCUGUGUAAACUGGACUGGAAAAAAGCCAGUCAAGAGGCUCUGGUGAGGGCAGGAGUCCAGCUCCCUGAAAGGAAAGAAGAGCAGUUUGGACUGGAGAAGAAAGGCUGGUCGGAGGCGGUCCCACCCAGUGACCAGAGCCCUAGGGAGGGGCUGGGUGGGGUUGAGUUAGAGGUGGUCAGUACGGUGAGGUUGACUGUCAGACAGCUGGUUCAUCGUCGUGGGCUGGCUGUCAUCCUCAUGCUCCUCAUCCUCACCGCUGGAAUCAUCCUCAGUGAACUGCUCACCAGACUGCUGCUCGGAUAACAACCACAUGUACAGGAGGUUAACACAACCACAUGUACAGGAGGUUAACACAACCACAUAUACAGGAGGUUACACACAACCACAUGUACAGGAGGUUAACACAACCACAUGUACAGGAGCUUAACACCACCACAUAUACAGGAGGUUACACACAACCACAUAUACAGGAGGUUACACACCACCACAUAUACAGGAGGUUACACACAACCACAUAUACAGGAGGUUCCACACCACCACAUAUACAGGAGGUUCCACACCACCACAUAUACAGGAGGUUCCACACCACCACAUAUACAGGAGGUUACACACAACCACAUAUACAGGAGGUUACACACCACCACAUAUACAGGAGGUUACGCACAACCACAUUUACAGGAGGUUACACACCACCACAUAUACAGGAGGUUCCACACCACCACAUAUACAGGAGGUUACACACCAUCACAUAUACAGGAGGUUCCACACCACCACAUAUACAGGAGCUUAACACCACCACAUAUACAGGAGGUUACACACAACCACAUAUACAGGAGGUUACACACCACCACAUAUACAGGAGG